This is a messenger RNA of Frankliniella occidentalis (western flower thrips), 1056 nucleotides long. RefSeq lists its product as uncharacterized. Bases 146 to 481 code for a protein of 111 amino acids. NCBI's taxonomy places the organism in Eukaryota, Metazoa, Arthropoda, Insecta, Thysanoptera, Thripidae. The record is from RefSeq and is a predicted model, not a curated record. The transcript has 2 exons.
CGAGAGACGUGAUAGGCGCGAAACGAGUCAACUAACCCCAUCAGCUUCAACUUGCAGUCUUGGUUUUACCUCAUUUCCAGUCAUUUUCGUCUUGGUUUUUAUUUUUUACAUUUUUGUAUACUGUUGUGCCGGCCGGUUACCAGACAUGUCAACAGAGUUCUCACCUGAUUUGUUUCUCGAGAAGAUCAGCAUGAUAGUCUUUUACCCCAGUGAUGGUGAGGUCCUUCUUAUUCCUGACUAUAAUCCUCAUGGUAGAAGACAUACAGGGGGAGACAUCAUAAUGUAUGAACGUAUUGUUAUCAAAGAUACACAGAACGAAGAGUUGGCAGUUGUGCUGGGAUGGGGUGAAAGCACCGAAGAAGCUGUUCAAGAAAGCAAGACAUACAUUCAACGAGUGAUGAAAUGGCAUGGUCAAGAAGAUGGGGGGUCGUUGUUAUGUUUCAUGGGUUUUAAUGUUUCAGAUAGCCAGGUGUUUGUCUAGUGAUGAAGGGUACUGUAAGAACAUAUUUAUAUAGACUGACAAUAUUUUAUAUAAUGUAAUGAAGACUGAUUUCUUACUCUUAGUGAAUUUUAUUUGACUGUUUUAUGUAAUGUGAAAUUUUAUUUGUGAAUAAAUGGCUUAAAUAAAUAUUAAGCACAGCGAUUGUCCCUUUACAUAAUGUCUUUACUGAUUCAAAGUAAAAUAUGCACCUAUUAAGUUACAAGUGUGCAACAAUAGAUUAAAGUCUAAAUGAAGAAUGUGAAAACAUUACAUAGCUUUGACGAUUUCAAACUACGCACUGUAGGAGUAGACUUUUGUAUAUAAGGUGGUUGAAUUAUUAAUUAAGGCAAGUCUUUCAGAAAUGUCGUUUUAUUAGAGUUUAAUAUCGGAGGAAACAAGUCUGAGAAAUACUUAACCAGCUGCUUGUGAACAAAUUAAUCUUGGUGAAGCCACUGAAGCUAAACCCACUCCGGCAUUUGUGUUGUGUAAUCUGAUUGGCUGAAACUAGCCUGAAUAAGCUACAAAGUAGAGACAAAACAUGGGAAUGUUUUCCAGUUGAUAAUGGUGAAUCUUGU